This is a messenger RNA of Alnus glutinosa, 3705 nucleotides long. RefSeq lists its product as uncharacterized. The record is from RefSeq and is a predicted model, not a curated record. The transcript has 8 exons. Lineage: Eukaryota; Viridiplantae; Streptophyta; Magnoliopsida; Fagales; Betulaceae. Bases 89 to 3499 code for a protein of 1136 amino acids.
ACCAGCCCAAGUCUCGUUCCGGAUCUUCUCUUAUUGCGUUGCCAGCUUUAGUGAGGUGGAAGAGUCUGUGUUCUACAGAGUAGAGAGCAUGAAGAAGUGGAAAUUGCCGCUGGUGGGGGUUCCGGUGGUCGUCCUUGUAGCAUUCUUAAUACUACCCGUUGAUUGUGAAUCAGACGGCGUCGGUGAAUGGCAGAUGCUCACCAAGCAAAACUUCUCUUCUCAGACCCGACUCCACCCGCAUAUCCUCCUCUUCGUUACUGUUCCCUGGUCCGGUGAGUUUCGAUCUCUGAUGAGAGAAGUAGCACAUCUGGUUUCUGAUAGACAAGAGGAGUUUAGUUCGUUAAAGUUGAUGUUUAUGUAUAGAAAUAUGGAGAAGAUGCUCGCAGAUGCUAUUGGUGCUACUGUGGAGGAAAUAACAAUUUUAUAUUACCACCAUUCUAUAUCUUACAAAUAUCGAGGCAAAUACCGGGCACAAAGUAUAUUAUCAUCAGUCUAUCCCUAUAUGUCCCUAUUGCCUGAAGAACUUCCACUCAAAACCCUGAAUAGUCCAGAGGACUUGAAGACGUUUCUUAGUUCAACUGACAAGGCUUUACUUCUUUUGGAAUUUUGUGGAUGGACCCCUAAAUUGCUUGCCAAUGAGAAGAAAAAUGGAACUGAAAAUGAUAUUGAUGCGCAAGGGCAUCUUCGAGGAAUGAACUUUAAUGGAGAGACAAAUAGAUCACCGACACUUAAAGGGAAGAAUAACCAGAAGGUGGCUGGGGCUGAAAACUGGAAGUGUGGCGUUGAAAAUGGGUUCAGCGGAGUUCCUUGGCUUGGGGAAUCUGGCUCAGUAAAUGAAAGUGCUACUUUCGAGGAGAUUGAGAAUGUGAGCUCUAAUGUCGUAUCAUCCUGUACCUUACAAGAAUUUCAGCAGUUUGAUUCUUUCUUCUCAAAGUUCAUGAUCGUUGCAAGAGAGUUCUUUCUGCCCCCUGAAAGGCAUAGAUUUGGUUUGGUCCUUGAAAGAUCAAUGCUUUCAUCUCUUGGUCUUGAAGAUUCUGGUUCAUGGUUGGCAAUGGCUUACAUUGCUGGAUGUCCUAGUUGUUCAAAGAUUAUUGAAAAGGAGGAUGACCUCAAGAAUGUUUUACAGAUGGAUAAUUCUGUUGUUAUGGAGCUGGACGGUGAUAAGCAUGAUAUUGGACCUGCUUUACCUGCAAAUAAGCCAUCUAUACUUCUAUUUGUGGAUAGAUCAUCUGAGUUAUCAGAAACUGGAGGAAAUGGUAAGGAAGCUCUUGAUGCUUUUAGAGAACUGGCAUUGCACUAUCAUGUGUCAAAUCAGAUAGGUGAGCAGAAGAGGAAAAAACCUGAGAAAUCCUCGGUCCAAGAUUAUCAAGCAUCGGAUAGUAAAUUUAAACAUCCUAGAUUGAAACUAUCUCCUACAGCUCGAAAGAUUAAAUUGAAGGAAAAGCUGUCUACUAUCAUGAUUAUAAAUGAUGAUAAACAUGUUACUUUGGAUAAAAUAGCUUCAAAUCUAGAAGGCAGUUCCUUGCAGAAGAUCUUGGCACACCUUUUUCGGCAAAAUGAAGAAGGUACAUUACGCUCCCUUGCAAAGGAGUUAGGUUUCCAACUUCUAUCUGAUGACAUUGAUAUCAAGUCGGCGAAUACUUUGACAUCGCAGAUAGUUCAGUCUAGUCAGGUUUCACCAGCAGUGCUUAAGGAAGGCCUUGUCUCAAAUAUUGUUGCUCUGGACAGAGACCAGUUACCACAAAGCGAAAGUUUAUCUGCUCAUAUGCAGGAGGAAAAUUCUAUAAUGACUAAUGGUGAGCCCCCUUCUCAAUAUAAUGAAGAGAAGACAGCUUAUAUUGAUAAAAGUAGGCAGUUAAUAUCAGUAGAAGCCCACAAAUCUGUUACAGCUCUUGAAGAAGUUGCUACUGCUGAAGAUUUGGUGGUGGAAGAAAAAAGCUCUGAAGAUGUAGUGGUUGGAGAGAUAAGAUCUGAAGAUGUGGUGGCUCCACAAAAGAUUUCUUCACAGGUGGACGACUUGGUGGAGCAACAACUUGACUUUCAAGGUUUUGAGGGUUCUUUCUUCUUUUCUGAUGGCAACUACCGGUUACUUAGAGCUAUGACCGGUGGAUCAAAGAUUCCAUCCUUGGUAAUAAUUGACCCCCUUUUGCAGCAACAUUAUGUAUUACCCCAGGAGUCAAAUUUCAGCUACUCCUCACUUACUGAUUUUCUCAAUGGGUUUCUUAAUGGAAGUCUUCUUCCAUAUCAACAGUCAGAACCUGUUCUUCAAAGCCCUAGGGAGGCCACUCACCCUCCAUUUGUUAAUGUGGAUUUUCAUGAGGUGGAUUCGAUUCCUCGAGUUACAACUCAUACAUUCUCUGAGCUGGUUCUUGGUUUUAAUCAAUCUGACACCAAAAAUGUAGUCCAUACAUGGAAUAAGGAUGUGUUGGUCCUCUUUAGCAAUAAUUGGUGCGGAUUUUGCCAGAGAAUGGAACUGGUUGUUCGUGAAGUAUACCGGGCUGUGAAGGGCAACAUGAUCGCUUUAAGGGGUGGAUCAAGGAAUGGGGAAAAAGUGUUUAGUGGUGCAGACAACUCGAAGGAUGCUUUGGCGAAGCUUCCGCUGAUCUAUUUGAUGGAUUGCACAUUGAAUGAUUGCAGUUUGAUAUUAAAAUCUAUGGAUCAGAGAGAAGUUUAUCCUGCUCUGAUGUUAUUUCCAGCAGACAAGAAGAAUGUUGUCCCCUAUGAUGGAGAUAUGGCAGUUGCUGAUAUUUUCAAGUUCAUAUCUGAUCAUGGAAGCAAUUCUCAUCAUCUUAUCAGUGAUACGGGAAUUCUUUGGAGUGUUGCUGAAAAAGGAGGCAGGAGUCAGAAUCUAUUUAAGGACGCAUCACCAACUGAAAUUCAUGAUGAAAUUCCAGAUGCUGAGGACAAAUUCCAUGAAGUCCUAUUAAAAGACAGGACACCAAAAGGAGUAUUCAAAUACAGUCAAAUCAAAUCUGACACAUCAAAAGAGUUGCAUGAAACGGCUCCUCAUGUGGUGGCUGGUUCUGUUCUAAUUGCUACUGAAAAACUUCUCAGCAUACAACCAUUUGAUAAGUCAGUAAUUCUCAUUGUGAAGGCCGAUCAAAUUACCGGAUUUCAAGGUCUAAUUAUCAACAAGCAUAUCAGAUGGGACUCUCUGCAUGAACUGGAAGAAGGGUUAGAAAUGCUAAAAGAGGCACCUCUGUCCUUUGGGGGGCCAAUUGUAGAACAUGGAAUGCCUCUUGUCGCCUUAACUCAAAAAGCAACUAAACAUCAGUAUCCUGAAGUCCUACCAGGUGUUUACUUUGUUGAUCAAGCAGCCACAAUUCGCAAAAUUGAAGAGUUCAAGUCAGACAAUCGAUCCAUUGCUGACUACUGGUUUUUCUUGGGCUACUCCAGUUGGGGUUGGGAGCAGCUAUUUGAUGAGAUUGCUGAGGGAGCUUGGGAUGUAAGCGAUGAUGCUAUGGGGAAAUUUAGAUUGGCCAUGAAGUUGACUGUUUAGCAGCUGGAUUAUCAUUUCAAAUAUAGAGCUUUCGGGUAACUCAAACAGGAACUUUAAAGCAGCAGACAACCACUGAGGUAUGAUAGUGAGAAGAGCUUAGCAUACCAUUUGAUAUGUUAAAUAUCAUGUUCCAUUGAAUCGUUUUUUGUGCACGAUAAUUGUAAAUACAUUGUUGCUACUAAAAGAAAGUCUGAGUUUUGCUUUAA